Miscanthus lutarioriparius is the source of this 180-nucleotide messenger RNA. NCBI's taxonomy places the organism in Eukaryota, Viridiplantae, Streptophyta, Magnoliopsida, Poales, Poaceae. The record is from the annotation of a GenBank genome assembly.
AUGGGUCAUGGCUUAGAGAAGAUGAUUAAUAGAGGAAAGAAGCUGGCUAUCGAGGUUGCUGAAGGGAAGAAAAGACCUAAGGUCCCACUUCAAGUAGCAAGGCUGGAAUCUAAAUGUGGUGUUGUCCUUAGAGACAACCUGCCUAUCUACACAUCUUGGAAAGAAUAUGAUAAUGAGUAG